AUGAAUACCUAUCGUCGACAUUCAGGUACUUCGAACAGUGAUGUUGAGUACAAUGAUGACUCAAACGAGGAGGAACCCCGUACUGCACCACCAUUAGCAUAUAAGCGUCAAGUAAGUUUUCAAUCAGCACAGCAAAAUAAUCUAAAUGAAAAAUCAUCCACAUUCGCCCGAUCAAUAUCUUCACCAGCCAAAGCCAAUCGUAGGCGUAUACGCUCUAUAAGUCGUUCCCUUGACGAGCACGUGUCGUUUCGUGGCAGACAAACAAUCUAUACAGCAGGUCGUCCAGCAUGGUAUGAGGCAUCCGGCGAAAUUAAAGAAGCAUUUGUUAUUGGUAUCUGUGGUGGAAGUGCAAGUGGUAAAACAACAGUAGCACAACAUAUUGUGGAGAAAUUAAAUGUACCUUGGGUAACGCUUUUGAGUAUGGACUCGUUUUAUAAAGUUCUCACCGAGGAACAACAUGAACAAGCAAACAUGAAUAAUUAUAAUUUUGAUCAUCCGGAUGCAUUCGAUUUCGAUCUACUCAUUGAAACGUUGAAAAAUCUGAAAAUCGGCAAACAAGUUGAAAUUCCUCUAUAUAAUUUUACUAGUCAUUCUCGUGAAUCGUAUACAAAAAUGUUGUAUGGCGCUAAUGUUGUUAUUUUUGAAGGGAUUAUGUCAUUUUUUAGUAUAGAAAUUCGAGACAUUCUUGAUAUGAAAGUAUUUGUUGAUACUGAUGCGGAUAUUCGUCUUGCACGUAGACUUGAAAGAGAUAUUACCGAACGUGGACGUGAUAUCGAAGGUGUUAUACAACAAUAUACACGUUUUGUUAAACCUUCUUAUGAUCAUUAUAUUGCGCCAACAAUGACCUAUGCUGAUAUAAUUGUUCCAAGAGGUGGCGAGAAUGAAAUAGCCAUUGAUUUGAUUGUCUGUCACGUUAAUCGAGAACUUCAAAAGCGUGGCGUAAAAGUUCGAAAUGAACUUGUCCAUAACGUCGAUUUAAUGUCUCAUUUGCCAAUGCCCGAAACAUUUUAUAUUGUGGAACAAACAGCACAGAUAAAAUAUCUUCAUACUAUCAUUAGAAAUAAGGAUACGGAUCGCGAUGAAUUUAUUUUUUAUUCAAAACGUCUGAUGCGAAUAUUAAUCGAAUAUGCAUUAUCUCUAUUACCAUUCGACGAUGUUACCGUAGAAACACCUCAAAAUCUUAUUUACACGGGAAAGAAACAUGUAUACGCUGAAAUUUGUGGCGUGUCUAUUAUUCGCGCUGGUGAAUGUUUAGAACCAGCACUGAUUGAAGUAUAUAAAGACGCUAAAAUUGGUAAAAUAUUAAUUCAAACAAAUCCAAUGACUGGUGAACCUGAACUUCAUUACCUUCGAUUACCACGUGAUAUUGCUCGUGCUUAUGUAUUAAUUCUCGAUGCUACGAUCGCAACAGGAGCAGCUGCAUUAAUGGCUAUACGAGUUUUAUUAGAUCAUAAUGUGCCCGAAGAAAAAAUUGCUCUUCUUUCAUUAUUGGUAUCAAAGCAAGGAGUUCAAACAAUCGCUUAUGUGUUUCCGAAAGUCAAAAUAGUGACAACUGCAUGCGACACACAGCUUGACUUAACAUCUGGCUUUAUUUGUCCUGGUUUGGGCAAUUUUGGUGAUCGAUAUUUUGGAACUGAUUUAACUGGAUAUACAUCAGAUGCAGAUGAUUUGGGCUUGAUUGCCAAUGGAAACAUGAAUUCUCAACCAUCUACACCAGAUUCACCUUUGUCUGGUCGAACUAGAUUUCCGAAUAAUUAUAGUUGA
Molecule: messenger RNA, 1764 nt
Organism: Rotaria socialis
Lineage: Eukaryota; Metazoa; Rotifera; Eurotatoria; Philodinida; Philodinidae
Source: the annotation of a GenBank genome assembly